AUGUGCUGCGGCUCUUCAGAUGACUACGAGCAACCACAGCAAUACCACAGCCAACGCCCUCAGCAGCAACGGCAACCGCAGCGCCAGCCACAACGCCAGCCCCAGCGACGUAUGGAUCCCGCAGUUGAGGAGAUGAUGAAGCGCAAGGCGCAGGCGGAAGCGUCAAAGGCCGCAAGGGCUUACGGCUGGCCCCAGGACAGACCCAACAUCGACCCCGUGCAGGCACGCAAGUGGAAUGCCAGCGACCGCGACAGCUGGGUUGAGCCCAGUGCCGUCGGAAAUCUCGUCGCCAUGCCCGGCGCAGAGUUCGGCGCAGAGUUCGGCGCCGUCUACAACCCUGCGCGAGCGCGCCAGCCCCAGCGACCCCAACGCAGCCAACCCGGUCGACCUGCCCGGCCGAGCCCGCCGGUUACCCGUCAGGUCCAGCCGCAGUACUUCCAGCAUCGCGACACCGCAAGCCGCCCUACGCAGUAUGCGCCGCGGCCCGUCAACCAGCAGCCGGCGCGUGUCGCUCCCAUGAGCACCAGACCAGCACAGCCGCAGAUGCAGACAGCGCAACAUGCCCCGCGCAUGGUGCAGAGACAGGGCACGAUGCACUCGAUGCGCGGCGUGGUCGAGGAGGCCGAGCCCCAAUGGGCGCACGUCCACCAGCACAACGCAGGGCUGGUGCGGAGGGACAGCAACGGCAUCUCCGAGUGCAGCGACGACGACAAACCGGCUGCAUGGCGCAGUCACUGCGUGUCGCCCACCGUGCCGUCGCCGCAGAAAACCCUGUAUGGUCAGGUCGGCAUGGGACGUCCACAGAACGGUCACGCUUUCUGA
Anthostomella pinea is the source of this 822-nucleotide messenger RNA. Lineage: Eukaryota; Fungi; Ascomycota; Sordariomycetes; Xylariales; Xylariaceae. The record is from the annotation of a GenBank genome assembly.